UCCGUUAGUUUUGCCGUUUUGCUUCGAAACAUUUGUGCUCCAGUGUUCUUCAGACAUGAAUUGCGAUAGCGAAAGUGAUAACUCAGACUACGAGGAUGUCCGUCCUCACUUCUCCUCCGCCCAGUGGGACGAGCUGUCUAGUUACGAAAAAUCGAGCUACCGCAGUGCCAAGGAAAAUUACCAUGCCAUGCAAGCAGCAGGACUCGCUCCAAGACCGCCCCAGUUCAUGAUUCCCAAGCCGGUGCCCGCACAGCGGAAGCAGCCCGCCGCCUUCAAGGCGCCGCCGCCGAAGCGCAGACGGAGCGAAGAUCAGGACGCCGACUGGACUCCCGCGCAAGAGGAACAGCAGGGGUCCUCGCGACGUGCCAAGUUCGUGCCUCCCAAGCCGACCAGGCCCAAGCCCAAGCCGUCCAAGCAGUCGCAGCGGUCCAAGAAGGCUCCAGUGAAGGAGGUCCCCGCCGACGCCGCGCCCCAGGACAAGACCCCCACGCCAACCGUCGACUCAGCGACAGCCCGCUACCCCAAACGCACAGGCAGCAGGAAGUGCUACGCGGGGGCGGAGGCCUUCAACGACGACGACGAGCUGUACUGCGACGACUGCGAGAGGAGCUGGGAGGGCGAGUGCCCCGUCCACGGCCCGCUGCUUGUGAUCCCAGACGCCAAGGUCGAGCCCAAGGACCCGCAGCGCGCGCUGCACACCGUGCCGCCCCAGCUCGCUGUGCUCGACUCGAAGAUCGAGGGCGCAGGCAAGGGCGUCUGGACCAAGCAGGCAGUGCCCAAACGCGCCCGCUUCGGGCCCUACGAGGGGGACAUCACCGAGCCCAACAGGGAGAGUGGCUACGGCUGGGAGAUCCGUCGCGACGGCAAGCCAGUGCAUUGCGUCGACGCGUUGCGAGAGUCGACCUCCAAUUGGAUGCGCUACGUCAACUGCCCUCGGAACGUGGCGGAGGCCAACCUCCAUCCCUUCCAAUUCCAAGGGCACCUCUACUACCGCACGGUGCGGGACGUGCCCGCCAACACGGAGCUCCUCGUGUGGUACGGAGACUCCUACGGGAAGGAGCUGGGGAUAGACCCCAAAGCCUUUAGGGCUCCGGCCGCCAACGCCCACGUCCUCAACGGCACCUUCCCGUGUGACAAGUGCAAAUUAUGCUUUGUGAGUCCUCUGCUGCUGGGCAAGCACCAACGCGGCGGGCACUGCUGGGCUGAGAUCCAGCGCAGGCGCAGCGCGGUGGCCGGCGAGACUUCCCCGGAGGGCGCGGGCGCAGUGUCGGAUGCGGCGGGGCGCCACGGCAAGGCCCACAAGUGCAGCACCUGCGGGGCGGCGUUCUCCAAGGGCAGCGACCUGCUCAAGCACCAGCGGGUGCACACCGGGGAGAGGCCUUUCAGCUGCCCCGUGUGCAACAAGGCGUUUUCAGAGUCUGGCGCUCUUCACCGUCACCAGCGGAUUCACACCGGGGAGAAGCCGUUCACCUGCACCGUGUGCAACAAGGCGUUUGCAGAGUCCGUUCAUCUUCACCGUCACCAGCGGACGCACACCGGUGAGAAGCCGUUCAGUUGCACCGUGUGCAACAAGGCGUUCACACGGGUCAACCAUCUUCACGAUCACCAGCGGACGCACUCCGGUGAGAAGCCGUUCAGCUGCGCCGUGUGCAACAAGGCGUUCACACAGGCCAGCAAUCUUCACCAGCACCAGCGGACGCACUCCGGGGAGAAGCCGUUCACCUGCACCGUAUGCAACAUGGCAUUUACAGUGUCCAGCGCUCUUCACCGUCACCAGCGGAUUCACACCGGUGAGAAGCCGUUCAGCUGCGCGGUGUGCAACAUGACGUUCACAGAAUCCAGCACUCUUCAAGUUCACCAGCGGACGCACUCCGGGGAGAAGCCGUUCACCUGCACCGUGUGCAACAUGGCGUUCACACAGAUCACCCAUCUUCACCAGCACCAGCGAACUCACUCCGGGGAGAAGCCGUUCGCCUGCUCCUUCUGCGUGGCGACGUUCUCCCGGAACGCCGACCGACGCGCACACGAACGGCGCAGUCACGCCGCGCUGCUGGAGCAGCCUGCCCCGGCCGGUGCCGCGCUGGAGUCCGCCCCUGCCGGCCCCGUGGUGGGCGUGCAGGGCGUGCAGCAGGCGGCUGCAGCGCUGGACGGGGACGCGGUGAGCAGCACCACUGCGCAGCAGCCAGUGCCCAACCCGUCGCCCGACGAGCGCGCCUCGCGCCCCUUGGAGUCCGCGCUCCAGGAGUCCGAUGUCUCCAGCACCAGCAAGUGCAGCGGACCAAGCAAGCGGAAGGGGAACAGAAGAUCCGGGGCCAAGGAGAAUCGCCCGCCCUCCAUGCUCUCAUGAAUGAUUUUUUUGUUAGUUAUUUUAUUUAUUUUCACUAACUUUUGAUUGUUUUUUUUUUGUUUUACCAAGUGACUAUUUUCUUAAUGAAUUUGUUUUGUACAUCAGACAAGAUGUCUUAUAUAUGUGUCUUUGACAUUGAUUUUAUUCGUAUCCAUUAACUUCUGUUAUUACAGUGCUAAGUUUACAAAGAGCUGAUUGAAUAAUUUGAAGAGUUAGACAUAAUUUUACGCGUUUUUUGUUAACGCAGGUAGCGUGAUUUGUUACAGGAGUAUAGUUUAUUUUUGUUAUUUUUUUUUGUUUAAGUUUUUAAAUACUAGUUAUCAGUUUUUGACUCGCGUCCUCAUAAACUUGUUUAAUAAUAAUAUUCAUUUGUUACACAUCUUAUAUUGACUCUUGUUAUGUGCUACCACACUUCAAAAAUAAAUUAUAUAUGAAUUUUGGCUAA
Thrips palmi is the source of this 2792-nucleotide messenger RNA. Its product is annotated as histone-lysine N-methyltransferase PRDM9-like. NCBI's taxonomy places the organism in Eukaryota, Metazoa, Arthropoda, Insecta, Thysanoptera, Thripidae. The coding region runs from base 56 to 2347 and encodes 763 amino acids. The record is from RefSeq and is a predicted model, not a curated record. The transcript has 8 exons. Gene Ontology annotation, molecular function: protein binding; DNA-binding transcription factor activity; RNA polymerase II cis-regulatory region sequence-specific DNA binding. Gene Ontology annotation, biological process: regulation of transcription by RNA polymerase II.